Fusarium sp. VM40 is the source of this 1857-nucleotide messenger RNA. Lineage: Eukaryota; Fungi; Ascomycota; Sordariomycetes; Hypocreales; Nectriaceae. The record is from the annotation of a GenBank genome assembly.
AUGGAUAAGAAACGGUGUCAAGAGCCGUUGGAACCCAGCAAUAUCAAUUGGAUGAAGGAUCAAAUUCAUCGAUGCGAAGAGCAAUGCGAUCACACAGCAUACGACCCCAAGUUCCUACCGACUAGACUGAUUGAUGUUGGAACGCAGCACGGAGAUGAUGCGCGACUAGUCAUCACAGCGGAUCUACCAAAAAGCCAGGAUGAUGGCGUGAGCCACUCUGUCAAGUACGCGACAUUGAGCUACUGCUGGGGCCCUAAGGAGGACGCCAAACAACAAGUGAAAACGACUAGAGACAACCUGUCUCUCCAUCUCAACAGAAUGCCCUUAAGUGAGAUGAGUCCCGUGGUGGAAGAUACUAUUCUUGUUUGCAGGGCACUCAACAUUCGUUAUGUAUGGGUUGAUGCCCUCUGUAUCCUCCAGGGAGACGCCAGAGACUGGGAUAAAGAGAGUGAAAUGAUGGGCAAAGUCUACUACUGCUCCUAUCUCACCAUUUGUCCAUUGGUCUCAACGUCUUGCAUGCAAGGAUACUUGACACCCAGGGCUUCAGGAAUAGAAAUCGAGUUUCAGUCUUCUCUGCGACCGGGAGUUCGGGGGACUUAUUCUAUCUUUGAGUGCCAAGAAAUCGUUGUUCCUGAUCGCCCUCCAUCGUUGCUAUCCAGGCAUCUCGACAAGAACCAGUCAUCAUGGCCUACCAGGGGUUGGACAUUUCAGGAGGGCAUCUUGUCACUUCGCAUCUUGUUCUUCGGUGAAUCGAUGAGCCACUUCUCAUGUGAGAACAAAGAUUCGUCAGAAAAUGGAUACCUUGUGGAUAACUCUAGUGGGCACUGUCAGGGCCGGAGAUUGAUAGAGUCGGAGUCUCUCAGCCUCGACUCAGUCCGCAAAAGAAUAGAGAUUUACGACCUAUGGGAUUUCAUAAAGAUGAUACAGGGAAGAAAAUGGACUUACAAGGAAGACUUUCUGCCAGGCUUAUCAGGUAUAGCCAAGCAAUACGCUAACAUGGUCAACGAUGUCUAUCUUGCAGGUCACUGGAAGGACAAUCUGCUAUAUGACCUCACAUGGGAAGUCUGCUGGCCUGAACCCGGGGACCUAGACAAAAGAUUGAAUCUCCUUCGGAACCCGAGCCCUUAUGUAGCUCCAUCUUGGAGUUGGGCGUCGCAGGAGAGCAAGGUUGAUAGGGCGAUAGAUACACAGUAUAUCUUGGAAGAACAGGAAGAGGAUAUUGACGAGACGGAUGAGAACCGUUUCAAGCUUUGGUCAUAUACCACAACCCAGAUGUGCCACACGCGGUCCGAGUUCAAGUUGGAGGAGUUCAAAAUGGAUUUGUGGGGGGUGAGCCCUUUUGGGCGCUUGAAAGGGGGGUUUAUUAGAGUUUCCGGAAAGGUGGUUCCAUUCCCUUCAAAGGUGCUCAUCAGAAAAAGAGAAGACAGUGGCCGUCAUGACUUUGGGUACUUCACUGAUGGUCUUGGAACGUGCCAAUUUGACUGGACCUCGCAACUCGACACCGUCCAGGAGCCGGGGAGGAUGCGGCUACUACCCAUCACGAGCUGCUGUUCUUCCACGAGCAACUGGCGACGCAUCAUGUGGUACGCAAACCCAGAAGAUAACCCCGAGGAGUUGCGUCGCAACUUGAUAGAGGGCGAUCAACUCUGUCGCGCACUUGGAAAAGACUGGGUGGAAAGACAGGAUUGCAAGUGCUGCAAAGAUGAGGGCCUGGCCAGGAACACAUGGGGACUCAUCAUCCACCCUGCAGAAGAGCCAGGAUCAUUUUGUAGAAUCGGGGUCUUCCUGUUGCCUGCAUACAGCGGAGGAAGUAAUCUCUUCAAGGAUAUCGAGAGCCAGACAAUCAUGCUAAUUUGA